Molecule: messenger RNA, 2577 nt
Organism: Mollisia scopiformis
Lineage: Eukaryota; Fungi; Ascomycota; Leotiomycetes; Helotiales; Mollisiaceae
Product: Sec1-like protein
Exons: 5
Coding region: 146-2362 (738 amino acids)
Biological process (GO): intracellular protein transport; vesicle-mediated transport
Cellular component (GO): secretory granule; plasma membrane
Molecular function (GO): syntaxin binding
Source: RefSeq, a predicted model, not a curated record
GCCAACCUCGAUCCUCAUUAUACACACCUCAAUUCUCCAACUCCACGACGCUCUUUCGGUUCUAGCAACUUCUUGACCUCCUCCCUUGUACAUAGCGACCCGCAUCUAGACAAAGACCUAGCCCCAGCUAGGCAACGAAACCAAGAUGGUGUCCGCAAUCCAGGAACAGCGCGAUAUUAUCUUGGAUGCCAUUAAAUCAAUUACUCGGGGAGACUGGAAAGUGCUGGUCAUUGAUGAAACUGCCAAGAAGAUUAUAGACAAUGUUGUCAAAGAAGACGACAUUCUCAAUGAGAAUAUUGCUAAUAUCGAGAGGAUCGAGGAGAAGAGAGAGCUCAACCCGGACAUGGACGCCAUAUACCUAUUAUCUCCACAACCCCAUAUUGUCGACUGUCUUAUGGCAGACUUCGAGCGCCGAAGAUAUCGAAAAACAUUCCUCAUAUGGACGGCUCUCCUCGACCCCCAGAUGCGCCGGCGCAUCGAUGUUUCGAGGCAGGCUCAGGAACAACUGGCCGGGUUCGAGACAUUAUCCAUAGAUUUCUUCCCCCGCGAGUCACAUUUAGUUACUUUCAGAGAUCCAUGGAGCUUCCCUAUUCUCUACCACCCUGCAUGUAACAAUCUUGUCCGCGAUCAUAUGCAGAUAUUGGCACAAAAGAUAACUGGAAUUUGUGUUUCGUUAGGAGAAUACCCAAAAGUUCGAUACUAUAAACCUCGAUUUCCCUCGCAUGAAGCAGCAGUUCUUUGCUCGCACUUAGCAAGGUUCGUACAAGAAGAGCUCGAUGCCUACGCGAAAUGGAACCAAGAUUUCCCACCACCUGCCUCUCGACCACAAGGUGUUCUGGUUAUCACAGACCGUGCUAUGGACAUAUUUGCACCCUUAUUGCACGAAUUCACGUAUCAAGCCAUGGCACAUGAUUUAUUGCCUAUAAAGGAAGGCGACAAAAUCUACUACAAGACCGUCGUCAACUCCGGAGCCGCUGAUCAAGAGGAGAAGGAGAUGGAGAUAGGAGAAAAGGAUAAGAUCUGGGUCGACAAUAGGCACAGACAUAUGAAAGAUACGAUCGAGAAGUUGAUGGGAGACUUUCAGAAAUUUAUUGACGAGAACCCACAUUUCACCAACUCGGAAGGAGAUGCAACAAGUCUGAAUGCGAUCAAAGAUAUGUUGGCUGGACUACCCCAAUUUCAGGAACUAAAGGAGGCAUACUCGUUGCACCUCAGCAUGGCACAGGAGUGUAUGAACAUUUUCCAGCACCAGAAACUACCAGAUAUUGCUUCAGUUGAGCAAUCUUUAGCAACUGGUCUUGACGAGGACUUCCGGAAACCAAAGAACCUUGCAGACCAAGUAGUCCGACUACUCGACGAUGAAAAUAUCGGGCCGUCUGACCGGUUACGAUUGAUUAUGCUAUACAUCAUUUGGCGUGACGGUUUAAUCGGGGAAGAUAUCCAACGACUCCUAGCUCACGCAUCACUUCCACCACAAGACGGAGAGGUCAUCACAAAUCUCGAACUGCUCGGAGCUCAUCCAACCAAGGCGCUGAAAGAAGUCCGAACACCGCCACAGCCGGUCUUUCCAAGAAAGACUAGCCCAACGGCCCAGAGCGAAGAGUAUGCACUAUCACGGUAUGAGCCAAACGUAAAGUUGAUGCUUGAAGAACUUACAAAGGGGACGCUUGAUCAAACAAUCUUCCCAUAUGUGAAGCCUCCACUCGAUAACUCAGAAGAACUAGCUGCGCAAGCACAAACAUCACUUCGGAGUGCAAAACCAACCUGGGCCAAGAACCGAAUGUCGACAGUGGAAAGUCGACAGAGGUUGAUUGUAUUUAUGGCUGGUGGCGCAACGUACUCAGAAUCUCGCGCCUGCUAUGAAGUUUCAAAAACAAGUGGGCGUGACGUCUUCCUAGCUACUAGCCACAUGUUCACGCCAGCACUUUUUGUGAGGCAAGUUGGAGAUCUAAGUGUGGAUCGAAGGAGGCUGGAUUUACCUAUGGACAGACCAAAACCCAAAGCUCCAGCACAUCUGUUCCAGUCAAACGAACCCCGACCUGCAGCACUUCCAACUGGACCAGGACCCAGGCAGGGCAUGGGGUUACCUGGAAGACCCGGCGCAUUACCAAAGAGUCCCGGAGCUCCUCUUCCCCCACAGAAAAGUCCAGCAUAUGAUGUUCACGGCAAUUCAUAUGAUAGACCAUCACCUCAGCCCCCAACAGCCGGUCUGGCUGCUAUGAGCAUGAAUACUGGAGGGAAACCAAUCCAGUUGAACGGUGCUAAUGGUGCCGACACAUCUGGCAAAGGGAAGCUUGAGAAGAAGAGCAAACACAAAGAUGAGAAUGGUGAAAAGAAAAAAAGAGGCUUCUUCCACAGGUGAGGUUUUGCAAGCAUGGUACUUCUAUCACUUGGGAGCAUAUUCAGCAUUGCUUUAGUGGCUGCAUAGGUGUUUAUUGGCUGCAAAUCUUGGAGGAGUUAGAGGAACAUAACGCUGUAUCUGCCGGAGACCGGACUGAGCAGGAGCUAGCAGAUACCAUGACGACAUGAACCAAUGUAGACUAAUAAUACAUCAACGCUCUAGGCUUUUGUCUGAGG